This is a messenger RNA of Cooperia oncophora, 636 nucleotides long. Lineage: Eukaryota; Metazoa; Nematoda; Chromadorea; Rhabditida; Trichostrongylidae. The record is from the annotation of a GenBank genome assembly.
AUGAGUUAUUCGAACACAUUUCAAGACUAUCUGAGAGAUAUUCCAAUGGAAAUAGGUCGGAGAUUUUAUCCACCACCAUUGAUCAACUUACCUACACUGACAAUACCUGAACCGCUAAAGAGUGUGCAGUAUGCAUUUGAAGCGGAGAAACGAGCUCGUGAACAGUUUGACGAAGCGAACAACAAACCCGAGCAGAAACCUGAAAUCUCACGAAAGAAUCCCAUUAAUGGAGUUACCUCUUCAGACUCGCAGGCGUCAUCAACGGCUUCUAUAACGAACGAAGUUCUACUGCCAUGUGCGGCUCCUCCAGCAACGCCCGCACCUGCACGACCGCCUGCUCCGUUCCAGAAUUCGGUUAGCUUCGAAGAAUUCGAAGGGCGAGGGACAGUUUUCGACGAACUUGAAUGGAGGACUAUAGACGAUAAGCUAGCGCUGAGUCAGAUUCUUGGUAAUGUGUCUUUGCAACAUUCCAAGUCUGUCGAAAACCCGUCGACGAAUCCAGUAGUUGACAAGAAACCUGAUGGGCUGGCAAAUGGCAGCAAAGCAGUGCCGAUUCCAGCCAUCCCUCCUUAUCCUGUUUUGGACUUCGGGAGAUUCCAUAGUCGAGGGCUCAAAUCAGUUAUAUUGAACACUUAA